Messenger RNA from Megalobrama amblycephala (Wuchang bream), 4363 nucleotides. RefSeq names its product gastrula zinc finger protein XlCGF8.2DB-like. Lineage: Eukaryota; Metazoa; Chordata; Actinopteri; Cypriniformes; Xenocyprididae. The record is from RefSeq and is a predicted model, not a curated record. Bases 1920 to 2936 code for a protein of 338 amino acids. Gene Ontology annotation, biological process: regulation of transcription by RNA polymerase II. Gene Ontology annotation, molecular function: RNA polymerase II cis-regulatory region sequence-specific DNA binding; DNA-binding transcription factor activity. The transcript has 3 exons.
AACUCAACUGUUUAACUCUGACUCUUAUUUUCAAAAAAAGUAGAGUGUUCCUUUAAUGAACAUUGUAAGUCCACAAGACUGAAAGUGGUAUGAAGUGUGCCAUUUGGGAUUCAGCCUUCGUCGUGCAGCACAAAGCACUGUAUGACAAACAAAGUGCGCUAGUGAAGCAUCAAACUGAGCCACUGACAUCCUUAAGUAAACUUUGAAUCACUUAGGAUAAAUCCUGCAGUUUCUUGAUAAGGAGGUGGAACCGUCCUUCCUCUCAGUGGCGCCUGCAGCUGUACGGCUGUAUGCACUGUGCGUACCAUGAGAGGGCGCUAAUCAGUGCCAUUUUUAUUUUUUACAUAAUUUUUAAAUUGAUUAUUAAAAUCCAUCUGCGUACACUCAUGACAUAUUAAGAGAGCAAGAGAGAAUGAAAAUAAAUAAAGGUGUGCGUUUGUGUUGUAAAGUCAUGUGUGUAUGGUAUGUGCGUGCAUGGGUGGGCGUGGGUUUCGUCGGUUUUUUUUCCACACGUGAAAAAUGACGUUACAGAUAAUGUUUAAAAACAGGCUCAAAAUGAGUAAACACUCUCUAAAACAGUUAAAUUCAAAACAUUUGCAAAAAAGCCUAAAACUAUUGAGUAGGGACGGAGAAAUGGAGCCUCUUAAAUCUUUGAAGCUUUUCUCUAAAUGUUUCGGGACAGGUUUCAAAGCAUCAAAAGUGUCAAAACAGUGCUAGUUCUGUGCGUACCCUGAGAUAAAAUCCUGCAGGUGCCCCUGCUUCCUCUCUAUAUGCAAUCUCAUGAUUGGAUGGAUUGGAUUCUCUUUUUAAGAAGAGAGAGAACAACAAAAUCAUCCUCACUGCUUGAAGACUGAAUUUUUUCCGCAACGGAUUAAUACGCAUCAGACUCAGUGUGCAAGGUUUCUGUGCAUGACAAAUUUUUAGGAUGUCAAAUAUGGAAAAAAAAAAAAAGCAUAUGAAAAUUUCAGACUCGGUGUGCAAGGAACUUUAUAUAAAUGUAUGAAGGCUAGUGAAAACAAAAAUGUUGUGAUACAGUGAUAUAACAACAUCUGCAGAUGUGCAGGUACUUUCAACAACAAUGAAGUUGAUCUCUUGUACUAUAUACGUACAUGUCAAUUUUGGAGUCUGAGGAUGCUGGACCUGGUGUGGAGGCUACAGCAACAAGAGAUGGACUUUCCGCGGUAGAGCUGACUGGGGAGGCUUUGGCGACAGGAACUGCAGAUGGCCUGGAUUUUUUUAACUUUUGGUGAACUCAGGGAGUGUCUUCCACUUGGUGCAUCAAAUGAUUAACAUUAAUUUUGUGCAUAGUCACACCCCUCACAUCCUGAAGAUUAGCACUCUUGCCUUCUAAACAAGUAAUUAUAAAUAACCCUAGUUAAUUGGCUUCUAGUUUUCCCCCAUUCCAUUGCUCAGUUCUUAUUAUUUCUUCUCCACACCUUGUCCCCAACUUUAAAGGUUGUGAGAUGCAGUCUUUUUUUCUCUUGGCUUUUACAGAUGUUCUCCUUUACAUCUGUUAAAAUAUUACAAAGUGUUAUAGUCACCUUCUCAAUGGACACUGUGUCCUCAACAGUCUUGUCAAUCUGGAAAGAAAGUUCCAGUCUUGGUUAGUAUAUUGACAGUUGUUUAUGAUAUAUUUAACACCUCUGUUCAUUAAUUGUAAUAUAUUAAGGUUAACAUAUUCAUUCUAAAUGCCAAAAAAAAAAAAAAAUCAUUUUGAUUUCAUAGGGACUUUAAAUUUAUAUGCACUUUUGUGAUUUUAGACAGGGGUGUGUGAACGGGACUUUUAUUUUGGUGUGGAAAUUUGAUGUCAUAAGUCGGCGCCGCGAUCAUGUAUAUGUUGCGAUUCGGCUGAAGAGAGGACAAACACACAGGAAAACUCCUGGUGAAGCAACUGAGAUCCAUGACACACUAUUAUAAAGAUGGCAUUUAUUAAAGAGGAGAGUGAAGACAUGAAGAUUGAAGAAGUAUUCAGCCUGAAACAAGAAGAAACUGAGGAACAAAUAGACCUGAGGCCACUGAAAGAAGAGUGUCAAGGACUGAAUGAUUUGGAAGAAAAAUAUCACCCUGGAGAAAGCCUUUUCACCUGCCGACAGUGUGGAAAAAGUUUCACUCAAAAAGCAAACCUUAACAGGCACAUGAGAAUUCACACUAGAGAAAAGGCUUACAAUUGCCCUCAGUGUGCAAAGAGUUUUACACAGAACAAAUACCUUAGUGCCCACAUAAGAGUUCACACUGGAGAGAAGCCUUUCACCUGCCAACAGUGUGGGAAGAGUUUCUCACUAAAAGGAAAUCUUAAGACUCACAUGAGAAUUCAUAAUGGAGAGAAACCAUUCAAAUGCCUUCAUUGUGGAAAGAGUUUUACGCACAAAAAAAACCUUAAUACCCACAUGAGACAUCACACUGGAGUGAGUCCUUUCAUAUGCACACUCUGUGGCAAGAGCUUCUCACGAAAAGAAACUUUUAAGACUCACAUGACAAUUCACACUGGAGAGAAGCCGUUCACAUGUGAUCAGUGUGCAAAGAGGUUCAGAUAUAAAGAAAACCUUAAUCAUCACAUGAGCAUUCACUCAAGAGAGAACUGUUUUCUAUGUCAUCUAUGUGGAAAGAGUUUCAGAGACAGGAAACGCCUUAAGAGGCAUGUAAAAACUCACACCGGAGCAAAGCCUUUCAUGUGCCAUCACUGUGGAAAGAGUUUCACAAAGAAAGCGAACUGUGAGGAUCACAUGAGAAUUCACACCGGAGAGAAGCCUUUCACCUGCCCUCAGUGUGGAAAGAGUUUCACAGUUAAAGGAAACCUUAACAUUCACAUUAGAGUUCACACAGGAGAGAGGCCUUACAAGUGUCUUCAGUGUAAGAAGAGUUUCAUAUAUCACACAGACCUGAAACGUCAUUUGCAAACUCGUUCUGGAAAGAAAAUGCCGUGUUCCUCGGAUUGACGAGGUUUAGAAGAACUAGCAAUUUCAAAAAUUACCUGUGCAUUCAUUCUGGAGGAAGGCAAAUUCAAUUGUGAUCAGGGUAAUAUUUCUUUUUCCUUCACAGUUACAGCUACACAUGAAAAGUCAUGCAAAUGUAAGACUCUGUUUGUGUUAUUUGUUAAAGAAUAUGGCAACAGAAAAUACGUAUCUGUGUAAAAUUAACUGCAGCUGAAUGUGGGCUACAUCUGACUUUUUUUUUUUAAAUUUCCUUCACCUCUUUAUACUCUGACUAUGUAGAAGCAUCACUCAAUUCCAUAUAUUGAAGUGCAUAUUGAUGCCUCUUAAUCAAAAUAUAGUUGAACUUCUGUCUUGCUGUGAAAUGUCACAAUGUAAGAGAUUAUAAAUGGACAUGAACUGAAAGAAUGCAUUUUCUCAACCCUGGUCCUGGAGGACCCCCAACACUGCACAUUUUGUGUUUCUCCCUAAUCAAAUGUCAGAUUCAGCUCAUUAUAAGAAACUCCAGGACCUGAAAUGAGUCAGACUCAGGAGACUUUCAAAAAUGGGGGGACUUAAGGACCAGGGGCUUCAUUUGUAAAGCGUUUAUAUGCACAGAUUUGAUCUUAGAGUGUGCAUACACGUAAAUCCACGCCAACGCUCAUGUUUAAGGCAGGAACACACCAAGCUGACGCCGACGAACUAGUGGCGAUGAAAGCAGACUGCGGGGUUGGCUCACGUCGACAGUGUCUGGGUCCAAAGUUGCCAAGUAGCACGUCUGUUCUGCGCCUGCGUAAGAUGAAAUGCCUUUCCGUACCAGCAGGUGGCAGUAAGCUAAACAGCCAAUCAGAAUGAUCAACAUGUCGAAUUCCUGGUCAGAUUACUGCAGGUUUUUGGAAAUCUAAGAUAUUCUUGCAGCUCGCCAUUCUAAAUUAAAGGAUUUGGAUGAUAACUGGUGAUCUUUUAUUUGUAAAUUACAUUAAUUAGGUGUCGUUUAUAACAUGGACAACUGAAACCAUUCAGCUGCGCGCAAGUUCAAGAUCAUUUGCCAUUUAUAGAUUUCACAUCUGAAAGAGAGGCGUACGUUUGUUUUCUGUGUGUACGUUCAUUCAAUGAAUCACACGUACGCACAUCUGAGAAAUGAUCGUAAGAUCAAAUUUAGGAUGGUUUCUGCGCAACAUUUUAUAAAUUAGGCCCCAAGGUUGAGAAAUUAACAUUGCAUUGCAUUACUCGUUUCUGCCAAUUAUAGGGGUUAUUAUUUAGUCGUCAUUUUUGAUUUAUGAAUGUAAUAUCUGAAUUUACUGACUCUUAAGUUUUUAAUUUUAAAAUUGUGAUCAAGCUUUUUUUUUUUUAUCAGCGCAGUUGAUUCUUUGUCAUUUUUCCAGUAGCCUGUAUGUACAUAAACAGUUUCUUUUUACACUAAUUUGGUGCAAUAAACAAUCCAAAGCAGUUAA